This is a messenger RNA of Ectocarpus sp. CCAP 1310/34, 2993 nucleotides long. The record is from the annotation of a GenBank genome assembly. NCBI's taxonomy places the organism in Eukaryota, Phaeophyceae, Ectocarpales, Ectocarpaceae.
CUCUCGUGCAGACAGAGGCGGGAGCCCAGGCAAAGAGGGACAUAGAUAAGAGAGAGACGCCCCCGUCCGUCCGUGCGAAAGCUUGGCGGAGAACGUCAGUGCACCUGCAGAGGAGCUCCGGAACCAAAGUCGGCUGAGGUGCGGAGCCCGCAGCAGCCAUGGCGUCCCGGAAGCAGGAGCGUCAGCUCCAACAGGCCCGUGAGGCCGGGCAGAUCGAGCCCGAGAUGGACACGGAGACAGGCAAGAUGAUCAACCCCCAUAACCCGGAGUUCAUCACCAAGCGGCCGUGGUACCUGGGAGAAUCCGGCCCUUCCCUGGUGCACCACAGCAAGCAAAAGGUUGACGCGGUGCUUACCAUGAAGAAGGCGGACGAGCUCGUGCAGCAGCGCUGGGCUACCAAGAAGAAGGUGGCCACGGGGUAUCGAAAGGGUGCCUGCAAGAACUGCGGCGCGAUGGGACACAAGGCCUCGGAGUGUGUGGAGCGCCCUCGGAGCGGCAAGAAGGCGGCGAUGAAGACGGGGAUGGACAUCGCCGCGGACGACGUCCACACCGACCUCACUUCGCACGGAAAGGUGUCCUUCGACGCGAAGCGGGACCGCUGGCUGGGGUACCACCCGGAUGAGCACAAGCACACCAUCGAGCGUUUCAACAAGAUCGACCAGGAGAGAAGGAGGGCGAGGAGAGAAGAGGCGGAGAAGCAGGAGGAGCGGAGGAAGGCGAAGGAAAAACUGCGGGAGAUAAAAAAGGCCGCAAAAGCCGCAGCAGCGGCGAAAAGCGGCACGACCGGUGCCGGUUCGGCAUCCAACGGGGGAGGCGCGAAUGGUACCGCUUCGGCGAGCGGCGGCGGUGCGAACGGGACCGCUGCUGUGGAUAGCGAUGACGACGACAGCGAUGUUGCCGGGGGAGGCAAGGGCAAGGAGAGCGAGAAGGACAGCGAUGAGGACACGGGGUCGGACUCUGACGCUUCCGACUACGACUCUGACGAGGAGGGAGGCUCCGAAGACGAAGACAACCGGGAGUUCGUGCAGAAGGACGUCGAGCAGAGGGAUUUCCAGGGUCGAGUAGCCCGGCAGGGUGGGCUCGGUGGUGCCCAGAUGAAGACCACUGUGCGAAACCUGCGUAUCCGAGAAGAUAGGGCCAAGUACCUCUACAACCUCGACCCCAACUCGGCCUACUACGACCCCAAGACGCGUGCGAUGCGCGACAACCCCAUGCCAGAGACGGCGGCGGAGGACCUCGUCUUCGCUGGAGACAACUUCAUCCGUUACACCGGCGACGUCCGGGAGCAAGCUCGCACGUCGGUAUUCGCGUGGGAGGCGGCCGAUCGCGGGCAGGAGGUGCACCCCGUAGCGGACCCCAGCCAGGCCGAGAUGCUCAGGAAGAAGUUCGAUGACAAGAAGACUACUCUCAAGGAGGAGCAAAAGCAGCGCAUCCUCGACAAGUAUGGAGGGUCGGAGCACCUGGACGUGCCGGACGCAAGGCUGCUGGUGGGGCAGACGGAGAGCUACGUGGAGUACGACCGCACGGGCCGUGUCGUCAAGGGCGCGCCGAAGGCCGUCGCGAAAUCAAAGUACGAGGAGAACGUGUUCCCAUCGAACCACACGUCGGUGUGGGGCAGCUACUUCGACAAGAGGUCGAUGAGGUGGGGGUUCAGCUGCUGCCACUCGCUCACGUUCAAGUCGUACUGCACUGGCGAGGAGGGGAAGGUUGCGAACGAUGAAGCUAACUCUGUGCUCAAUGUCGACCUGGCGGGCGAGCGGAAGAUGCUCGAGGGAAGAAAGGAAGGGGAGGCGUCCAAGGUGCCGGAGAUGACGGCACGAUCGGACCUCUACGGAGAGGGUACGGCCAACGUUGACCUAGACGAGGAUAAGCUCAAGGAGGCGGUGAAGAAGCAAAAGGCGUUCUUGAGCAAGGGGGGAGAGGAGGUGGACGACCGGAAGCGCAAGUACAACUCCAUGACGUCAUCUGAUGUGACGAAGGAGGACAUGGAGGCGUACCGGUUGACCAAGGCCAACAACGACGACCCCCUCGCGAACCUGAGCUCCGAUGUGCUGCUCGACGAGGACCACGGAAAAUCGAAGUAGGCGUGUGUGUUCCCCCCUACUGUACCGAGGGGGGUUCGUUUUUGUCUUUGAAGUCCUGGAGUAUGUUUUUCGUAUCGACAGAAGAUAAAGCAACGCAGCUUGCCUCGGGCAACCGUACUGGUCCUCUUGAGAUAUUCUCGGCAGUUUUUUUUUUGUGUGGUGGUGAAGUUAUUUCAUGUCGACAAGGAAGUUAGAAAAACAGGGAGAAGGAGGAGGUAUGAUGGAGGUCGAGUGGAAAAGAAGCAUGGCUAUCUGUGCAGACAAAUGGUUGAGAUAGAGAAGAGUACUAAACAAGCCAGCGUGGAAAGGGAGGAAGAGGGGGGGGUAGUUGGAAAGGGGUGCUUGGUGCUGCCACUUUGGCGGAGGCAUGAUUGGCACAAAUAUUUUUUGUGGGGUCUGUCUAAGAGCCCGAUGGGCGGGGGAAGCGAACGCGAAAGUUGUAAAUUACCCCGCAUCUCAGCGGUGAAACAUGCCAUGCUUGUAGGGGCAGGUCGUCACAGGCUUGGCCUUUCUUGCUCCCUUGGUGCACCCUACCGUAGAUGUGCCGAUCAAGCCCCUUGACCCUGACAUCCCAAACGGCCGGGUGAUCCGAGGCCACCAAUGUACAGCAGUAGGUACAUUCAAUGUUGUCGUGCUCCAGUUCAAAUUGGUCAAUGUAGUUGUUAGGCGAAAGGGCUGCUAGAUAGCGUGGCUUGCGAUCACCGGAACGCAGUGCUGAGACUGCGCUCGCACGCAAAACAGAGCCUCUGAUCGACUGCUGCUGCAGAUCGCCUCAGGUGGGAUGAUGCUCACCAAAAUCUACAUCUCGCUCUGAUUUCAAAGAGGGCUACCUUCACUCGCCCUGUGGAGAGCAGUGCGUUAGUUUUGGUGUGUAGUGUGUUUCUGUUAACUUACUGGCGUUCGUGUUAG